AUGUCGGACAACGAAGUCGACGAGGAAGAGACCCUCGAGAUCUGCAAGGUGACGUGUGUGCGGAGCGCGAAGUUCUCUGCGUGGUAUCCCAACGUGAAGUUGGUAGAUGGCAUCGAGUACCUGAAGCUAUCGCCCUGGGACAAAGAUCUGUGUCGCUUCACCACGGGGAUCUACAUGCAGAUGAAGAAGAAGCGGCAGCAGCCGAAGCACAACAUCCACGUCCACUUCUUCCCCGAAACGAAAGCCCGGCGAAAAGAAGCCUGCAACGAAGCCCUGAAGCACUUUCUCUAUCGGGCCGCAGAUGAGGCCGAAGCGGACAGACCGGACAAGGUCCGCAACGCCAGGGAGGAGGACUCCUGGAUCGUGAGCCGCACCGUCGCGGUGUGCAUGCCGGACGUCGGCGAGGGGCCCUUGGUGAUGACAUUCCUGUGGGGCAUCAACUCAGCCUUGUUUAUGCAACUGACUGUCGCCAACCUCAAGUACGUCCGUGCAGCCAUACGGGCUUCACCGACGAUAGUGAGGGGUGAAGCUGCAGCUCAGCGGCGCAUGUCUGGCAGAAAAGUUGGACGACCUCGCAAGGUGCCACGUGAUCCAGUUGCAGCCCUCGGCGAUGGUGACCGUCCAGGUCCAGUUGCAGCCCUCGGUGAUGGUGACCAACAACCAGCUCCUCGUUCUGAUGACGAGGUUGGGUUCAUGCAGAAGUUAGCUGUUUCCUAUGUUUGUUCAUGUGCGGUACCAGAGCAUGGUUUUCUUUGA
This is a messenger RNA of Symbiodinium sp. CCMP2592, 756 nucleotides long. The record is from the annotation of a GenBank genome assembly. NCBI's taxonomy places the organism in Eukaryota, Dinophyceae, Suessiales, Symbiodiniaceae.